AUGUCACAGAGCAUUCUUAUGGUGACCAUUUUUAUGAUUUUCAUCAACCAUUCAAGUUCUACUUUCCAUGGUUCUAGUGGAGUGGAGAAACUGGACACCGUGGUGGAGGAAGCCGAAGAUCAUUUAGCAUAUCCAAGCACAAGUGAUUGGAUUGAAGAGUUGAAUGAUGGCAUGGAAGAUGAUGAGUGGCAAUUGGUGCAGAAGAAAGGGAACCAAUUUGUAGUGAACGAUCAACCUUUCUAUGUUAAUGGAUUCAACACUUAUUGGUUGAUGGUAUUUGCUGCUGAUAAAUCCACAAGAGGAAAGGUCACUGAUACAUUCAAACAGGCAUUUUCAGUGGGUCUAACUGUUUGUAGGACUUGGGCUUUCAACGACGGCCAGUGGCGAGCUCUUCAGAAAUCUCCAUCAGUUUAUGAUGAAGAAGUUUUCAAGGGUUUGGAUUUUGUGAUAAGUGAAGCAAGGAAGUACAAGAUCAGGCUCAUAUUGUCUUUAACCAACAACUGGGAUGCAUAUGGUGGAAAAUCACAAUAUGUCAAAUGGGGAAAAGCAGCUGGUCUGAAUUUGACUUCAGAUGAUGACUUCUUCUCUCAUCCAACACUCAAAAGCUACUACAAGGCCCAUGUUAAGACGGUUCUUAACAGAGUUAACACACUCACAAACAUUACUUACAAGGACGAUCCCACAGUUUUUGCUUGGGAACUGAUGAACGAGCCUCGAUGCACCUCAGAUCCUUCGGGUGAUAAACUGCAGGAUUGGAUACAAGAAAUGGCUGUUUAUGUCAAGAGCCUCGAUCCAAAGCACUUGGUGGAGAUCGGAUUGGAAGGAUUUUAUGGUCCCUCAGCACCUGGCAGAGUUCAGUUUAAUCCAAACACAUAUGCUCAACAAGUUGGAACUGAUUUCAUAAGGAACCACCAGGUUUUGGGUGUUGAUUUCGCUUCUGUUCACAUCUAUGCAGACUCUUGGAUUUCACAAUCAAUCUCUGAUUUGCAUCUCCAAUUUACCAAGUCAUGGAUGGAAGCCCACAUUGAGGAUGCAGAGAAAUAUCUUGGGAUGCCGGUUGUGUUUUCGGAGUUUGGUGUGUCUUCGAAAGACCCCGGCUACAAUUCAUCGUUUAGGGACACCCUUCUCAGCACAGUGUACAAGACCAUCCUCAACUCUACUAAGAAAGGAGGGAGCGGAGGUGGGAGUUUUUUGUGGCAGCUCUUCCCUGAAGGAACUGACUACAUGGAUGACGGGUACGCAAUCGUUCUUUCGAAAUCUCCCUCAACAUCAAACAUCAUAGCCCUUCAAUCCACAAGACUUGCCCUCUUCAACUCUAGAUGUUCUUGGAAAAGCCACUGGGGCUGCAGGAAGAAGAAUCCACUAGAGACAUUCCCAUUAUACUAUGAUGAUCUGUAA
Molecule: messenger RNA, 1398 nt
Organism: Prunus armeniaca (apricot)
Lineage: Eukaryota; Viridiplantae; Streptophyta; Magnoliopsida; Rosales; Rosaceae
Source: the annotation of a GenBank genome assembly